CUCAUACUACCUCUUUUACACUACAGAACCAAUUGACUCAAAAUGAAGCGACUUAGAGCUGCAGCGAGUGUAAGGGACGCACUCACAGUGCGCAGCUCCAUUCCACGAUCCGCACGCGCCCUCUCGACAACUGUUCAACGCCCGGCUGCUUCAUCCUACUUCCCCUCCUACGCCGAUAUCCCAGCUUCACGACAAUUGCGAGUUGCUCCACGACUCAGUGCCUCAAUCCGCCAUGCCUCAUCAUCCUCUGCUGGUUCAGACCUUCGCAAAACUCCUCUGUAUGACCUUCAUGUUGCUCACGGUGGGAAGAUGGUCCCGUUCGGCGGUUUUCAUAUGCCAGUCCAAUACUCUUCCCUCUCUGUCGGCGAUUCGCACCACUUCACUCGCAGCCAUGCUUCGCUCUUUGAUGUCAGUCAUAUGGUUCAGCACAGAUUCUCUGGCCCGGGUGUGAAUGCUUUCUUAGAAAAAAUUACACCUGCGGGCAUUUCAGGGUUGGGGAUACACCAGAGUGGGUUGAGUACAUUGCUCUUGCCUGUUACCGGAGGGAUUGUAGAUGAUACGAUUCUCACAAGACUUGGGCCUGAAUUGUUCUACGUGGUCACGAAUGCAGGAUGUAGGGAGAAGGAUUUGAAAUACUUCGAGGCGCAAUUGGAGGAGUUUAAGAAUGGGGGCGGAGCAAAUGUGGAGUGGGAAGUGCUCGAGGAUUGGGGGUUGGUUGCCUUGCAGGGACCGUUGAGCGAGGAGGUCCUCUCCCAUAUCCUGGUAGAGCCCGAAGAGGUGAAGAUCAAAGAGCUAUUCUUUGGACAGUCGAAAUUCGUCAAGGUUAAGCUCCUAGGAGGAGAGACCUCGAGCCCCCUGCUGGUUAGUCGUGGAGGUUAUACCGGAGAAGAUGGCUUUGAGAUGUCGAUUCCACCAGCGGAGACUGUGGCUGUGACGGAAGCCUUGUUGCAAACUGCAACGCCAGCAAAGUUGCAGCUUGCAGGACUAGGAGCCAGAGACAGCUUGAGACUAGAGGCUGGCAUGUGUCUUUAUGGUCAUGAUCUGGAUGAAUCCAUCACACCGGGUGAAGGUGCUCUUUCCUGGGUCAUCGGCAAGGACAGAAGGACAGGCGGAGGAUUUCAUGGCUCAGACAUCAUCUUAAGUCAAUUGACACCAAAGAGCAAAGGUGGAAGCGGACUCGAUAGACGCCGAAUUGGCUUAGUGGUGGAGGGAGCACCAGCACGAGAAGGUGCUGAUAUUAUAGAUGAGAAAGGAGAGAAGAUCGGUAACAUCACAAGUGGAUGUCCAAGCCCAACUCUAGGGAAGAAUAUUGCUAUGGGAUACAUCAAGGAUGGAUACCACAAAUCUGGAACGAACGUGGAGGUUGUUGUUCGAGGCAAGAAACGCAAAGCUCAAGUUUCGAAAAUGCCUUUCGUUCCAAGCAAAUAUUGGAAGGGAGCUGCUCCUGCUUAACCGGGCUGCACGAAAGAUACCCUUUAUUAAAGUAAUAAGAGUUGUGCUUUUUGUUAGUUUUGUGAUAUCGAUGUUCGGAAAUGUAAUUGGGGAUUGAAAAAGUUCAACAUUCGGGAGGCAAAGUUCUAUUUGCGUGGAGGAGAUUUGUUUAACACAUGCUUCAAUGUGGAGAAGAGGAUUUAGAGGAGGUAAUUGUCCGAAAUAUUCCACAAGUCGAGACACUCCAAAAUUAGUCUGAGUUACAAGAACUCACUAGACGAUUUGUCUCAACGAUAAGCCGGGAAAUCAAAAGUUUAGGUUAGCUGGGAUAGACUUGAACAUUAUCCGCAUUCUCUU
This is a messenger RNA of Mollisia scopiformis, 1788 nucleotides long. RefSeq names its product aminomethyltransferase-like protein. Gene Ontology annotation, molecular function: protein binding; aminomethyltransferase activity. Gene Ontology annotation, biological process: glycine catabolic process. The record is from RefSeq and is a predicted model, not a curated record. NCBI's taxonomy places the organism in Eukaryota, Fungi, Ascomycota, Leotiomycetes, Helotiales, Mollisiaceae. Gene Ontology annotation, cellular component: mitochondrion. The transcript has a single exon. The coding region runs from base 43 to 1452 and encodes 469 amino acids.